Molecule: messenger RNA, 3380 nt
Organism: Cololabis saira (Pacific saury)
Lineage: Eukaryota; Metazoa; Chordata; Actinopteri; Beloniformes; Belonidae
Product: potassium voltage-gated channel subfamily A member 1
Exons: 4
Coding region: 360-2111 (583 amino acids)
Biological process (GO): protein homooligomerization; potassium ion transmembrane transport
Cellular component (GO): voltage-gated potassium channel complex; membrane
Molecular function (GO): delayed rectifier potassium channel activity; protein binding
Source: RefSeq, a predicted model, not a curated record
CUGGUCACGUCAGGAUCCUCAUCCCUCCAUCCUCAUCCCUUCAUCCUCAUCCCUCCAUCUACGUCAGGGACUCUCAUCCCUCCAUCUGCUGCUGUUUCUGUCCCGCUCCCGGUCCGCGGAACCGGUCUAGACCAGCAGAACCGACCCGGCGGCUCCGGUCCAGCCCCCGCGCAACCGAGCCGACACCGAUGGAGCGGCGCGGCUGACCCAGAGCGCGGAUCCGGGAGGAUGCUGCGGAUCUACAGGUGUCCGUGAGCGCGCAGGGUACCAGCGGUACCGGUCCCGGUCCAGACCCGGUCCAGACCGGGCGGAACCGGUCUGCGGGUCUGAGGUUCCGCGGGUUCUGCGGGUUCUGCGGGAUGGAGGUCGCGCUGGUGAGCUUUGAGAACUGCGGGACCAAACCCGGCCCCGGCGGGGCCCCGGUGGCCCCGGGUCUCCCCCCGGGGGCCCCGGCGGAGGACGGGCCCCGGAACGCGGUCCCGCAGGCCGCGCCGGUGCGGGGGGAUCCGGGGAAGGACCCGGGGAAGGACCCGGGGAAGGAUCCGGGGAAGGAGCUCCCCCCCCGGGCAGGGACCGCCGUCCUGGCCGCCCCCCCGCCCCGGGGCCCCUGGAAGAUCAACGACAUGAACUGCGGCUCCGACGCCACGGACGCGCUUUUACGCGCCGACCACAGCCCGCACCUGUGGGACGACCUGGACCCGAACCUGGACCCGAACCUGAACCUGGACCUGAACCUGGACGCGGACGCGGACAGCCGCGAGCGGGUUCUCAUCAACGUGGCGGGACUGCGCUACGAGACCCAGCUGGGGACCCUGAACCAGUUCCCGGAGACCCUGCUGGGGGACCCGGCCAAGAGAAUCAAGUACUUCGACCCGCUCAGGAACGAGUACUUCUUCGACCGGAACCGGCCGAGCUUCGACGGGAUCCUGUACUUCUACCAGUCGGGAGGGAAGAUCCGCCGGCCCGUCAACGUUUCCAUCGACGUGUUCGCCGACGAGAUCCGCUUCUACCAGCUGGGAGAGGACGCCAUGGAGCGGUUCAGGGAGGACGAGGGCUUUAUCCGCGAGGAGGAAAAGCCGCUGCCGCACAACGAGUUCCAGAAGCAGGUGUGGCUGAUCUUCGAGUACCCGGAGAGCUCCAGCCCGGCGCGCGGCAUCGCCAUCGUGUCGGUGAUCGUCAUCACCAUCUCCAUCAUCACCUUCUGCCUGGAGACGCUGCCCGAGUUCCGGGACGAGCGCGAGCUGGCGGCGCUGGACAACAGCACGGCGCCGCGGCCGUCGCUCACCUUCUCCGACCCCUUCUUCAUCAUCGAGACCACCUGCGUCAUCUGGUUCACCUUCGAGCUCAUCGUGCGCUUCUUCGCCUGCCCGAGCAAGUCGGAGUUCUCCAAGACGGUGAUGAACAUCAUCGACAUCAUGUCCAUCAUGCCUUACUUCAUCACGGUGGGAACCGAGCUGCAGGCGGAGCAGCAGGACGGCACCGAGCACCAGAACGGACAGCAGACCAUGUCGCUGGCCAUCCUGCGCGUCAUCCGCCUGGUGCGCGUCUUCCGCAUCUUCAAGCUGUCGCGCCACUCCAAGGGGCUGCAGAUCCUGGGCCAGACGCUGAAGGCUAGCAUGCGCGAGCUGGGGCUGCUCAUCUUCUUCCUCUUCAUCGGCGUCAUCCUCUUCUCCAGCGCCGUGUUCUUCGCCGAGGCGGACGAGCCCGAGUCGCACUUCUCCAGCAUCCCCGACGCCUUCUGGUGGGCCGUGGUCACCAUGACGACGGUGGGCUACGGCGACAUGCGGCCCGUGACGGUGGGCGGGAAGAUCGUGGGCUCGCUGUGCGCCAUCGCCGGGGUGCUGACCAUCGCGCUGCCCGUGCCCGUCAUCGUGUCCAACUUCAACUACUUCUACCACCGCGAGACGGGCGAGGACCACGCGUCGCUGAAGGACGACCCGGAAGACAGCGGCGCGAGCCCCGAGGUGCCGCGCAAGGCUAGCGGGGCCUCGGCGGGGGGCGCGGGGGAGGACCACGACGGAACGGGGGGGAAACCCAAGGCCAACAGCACCAUGGACCUGAAGAAAACCCUGUACGCCUUCUGCCUGGACACCCGCGAGACGGACCUGUAGAACCCGGCACCUGCAGAACCUGCAGAACCCCCAGAGUUCCCGUAGUUCCCGGAACCCCCUCCCCGGAGCGGGCUAGCAAGUCUUUGCACGGAUUUAUUAACCUUUAUUUUACCAGGAAUCUCUUUUGCGAGGGAGACCUGGCCGAGAGGAUUAACUGGUGCAACAACAAUAAACUUAAGGAUCUGGUCACCGAGACGGAACCGGUUCCCCCUGGUGGGCCGGUACAGCAGGAACCCCAAAAACAAUGCAAAGGGAAGGGAGUAAGACAUCAGCGCGGGACGUAGAGAACCUGGAAAGUUCCCUCUAGGAAAGUUAACCCCGACUGGACUCAGGAUUAACCCGGAACCCCCUCCCCGGAGCGGGAUAGCAAGUCUUUGCACAGAUUUAAAGGAUCUGGUCAUCGAGAUGGAACCGGUUCCCAAUGCAAAGGGAGUAAGACAUCAGCGCAGGAGGUAGAGAACCAGGACUCAGACCUGGAAACUUCCCUCCAGGGUUCCGCGGCCCACGUGACCAGUUCUUUUCAAACUGUUACCCACAAUUCCCGUAGUAGUGACCUCACAUCCAGGGAACUUCUUCCAGCACAGAUGGACCAGGACCGGUCCAAACUGAAGGAAACGCUAAAGGAGUAAGACAUCAGUGCAAUUUUGUAGAAAACUCCCCAUGAACGGACUCUUUUUAGGUCUUUGCAAAGUCUUAAACGUUUAAACUGUUGCCUGGGAUGUAAAGCAGCCGCUGGAGCUACAGGUUUAACCCCGGACUGAUGCGCUCUGGCCGGUUCUGGCCGGUUCUGGCCGGUUCUGGCCGGUUCUGGCCGGUCCGCGGUGCAUGCUGCCCCCCCAACGCUGCAGGAACCAGAACCAGGAGCUGCAGGAACCAGAACCAGGAGCUGCAGGAACCAGAACCAGAACCAGGAGCUGAUGGUGCAGACAAUCAAGGCGUUCCUGGACUCAGGAUUAACCCGUGGAUUAACCCGUGUACAUAAACAUAAAUCAGUGGUCAUGUUUACACUGGAACCUGCGGCCGACGUGAACCGAACCCUCAGGACCAUCAGAUCCACCGUCUUACGGGACAAAGUCUAUUUUUGACCCUGUUUUCCUCCCGGAGGGCGUUUUUGUAACCGACACUGGACCUCAGCCUCGUUUCUGCUCGUCUGGAACUAAAGAGCGUCUUUGAUUUCUUUAUUUUUGUAAUAAAAGGACAUAAAUGGGAGUAUGUGAAGUACGUGGAGCGAGGGAACACGAGCCACCGGAGGAGGACGAAGUGGAGAUG